Messenger RNA from Amoebophrya sp. A25, 10930 nucleotides. NCBI's taxonomy places the organism in Eukaryota, Dinophyceae, Syndiniales, Amoebophryaceae. The record is from the annotation of a GenBank genome assembly.
AGAAAAAACAGAAAGGGACUUGUAGUCGGCAUGCAUAUUCAGCAACAUGUUGAGUGACCCAGUUUGUGAGAGCAUUUGGUGGUAGAAGUUUUCAUCGAAAUAUUCUCCUAAUGAUGAUGGUUGUUCUCGCGCUUCUGCUGGAGGUUCGUUGGCGUUGACUUGAACGUCCUAGCGAUUUUCCUUUGGUAUUUGGGAGUCUCUAUGAUUUCGAUUCUUCGAGGUUUCCGUGGCCCGUUGCGGUUCCUUGCCCCCUGCGCCGGAAGAGCAGACUGAAGAUCCUCUCCAAAACGAAUUGUGGCAAGCACGAGAAUGGGCUCUCUCGAUGCGGGAGUCUCUGCUCUCGAUGCGGGAGGCUUGUUGGUCUCUGCGCCUGAGCCUUCAUGGAUUCCCUCGUAUGUGGUCUCUUUGCAGCUCUUCGGCAUCCUGGUCUACGUGCUUGUGGUGACGGUGCAGCUGGGCUACCCACGCGAAUAUGUUGUGAUUAAAACGCAGGAGGUGAAGCGAGAAAAGAAGCGAUGGCCAGUCUGUCUCGGACAUGCUCUCAUCUUCUACUUGCUGUUAUGAACAAAAGGAUGUUGGCAGAUCAUCAACAUCUUCAACACAACAGUUUUAACAUCAGGGAAAUCCGUAAAACUCAGAAGAGACUCAGGGAAGUCGUAGGACAACUCCGAACCGACUAGCGUCAUCAUCUAAGUCUAGAGCGAGGAACAAGAACGAGCAAUAGCUUCUCUCGCCGUGUUCUUCUCUGAGGAGAUGAACAUCUCAUCAAAAUACUUUCUUGAUCAUCCAUCUAAGUGAGCGGCCAGCAUGCUGUUUCUUUGGUCGACCUGGGAUGCAUUUGUACGAAAGGUUUCUGAGGUGGUUCACGACUCAUCAUAAUUCAUGGGAUAAGCCUUACAGAAACGCGAAAGCUGCACAAAGACAAGUGCUUCUCUGGUGUCGCUUUUGGGGUGUGCAGGUAUUUGUAUUAGUCCGUACCUCAUAGUUUUUGUCCAUUAUUCCGUAGAGGAUUUACAAGGGAGUAGAAUGUGUGAGGGUAUUGAGGCAUCUAUAGAGUUUGGCAUUUGCGUCUACGCUCAAUAGGCAAUGACUUGACCAUAGCUUCUAGCGGUGCGCGACUAUCUUGGAUUUUCACUACUACUUCUGAAGGUUGAGCCGUGGGUGUGGGAUCGACAGCCAGGGGGCUAUACAAGCAAGAACGAUUUUUUUACGCGGACGUACUCGUAAACUUGAAAUAAGCGAGUUGAGUAAAAAAUAAAAGAGGGAGCCCUUUUUUAGUUUUCGGCUUUAAGGUAGAAGUCGACUACUUUUCCGUCUGUUUUAUGGUAGUGCCACUGCUUCGCAAACGGGUUCGAAGGCAGGACAUCAUCGCGGGCUUAGGUCGGACACCAGUGGAGCUGUCAGCGGAGCGCGUGGCCCCGAGUUUAGGCCCUGUGCGCGGAACAAGCCGAGAGAGCGACCUGCCCCACAGGGCCAAAAUUCCGGACUAGUGGCCCCGGGUUUUGGCCUUGUGGAAGAAGCCGCGGGGGCGAUCUGUUCCACAGGGCCAAAAUUCCGGGCCAGUGGUCCGGGGUUUUGGCCUAGUGGAACACUCGCCCCACAGAGCCAAAAUUCCGGACCCUGCGCGCCGGCGCGCAGCGGUUCGCGAGACUUCCUGGAAAGCGCGCCCCUGCUUUGGAAAGCCUCGGCGCAGCUGUAAGCCAGACAGCUACGAAAGGCCAGCCUCCUUCGACGUGUGCCCCUUUGUUCUAGGGGUUGGAGGGAUCUCGAAGUGGCAUCGGCGACCCCCCCUUCGAGAUCGCCUGCGCGGCGACGCGCAGAGCAUCUCCAGACGCUCAUCCGAUGCCAAACCAAUGGUUUGGUACAGGUGAACCAUCUCGAGAUGGCCUGCGCGUCGCCGCGCAGACGAUCUCGAAGGGGGGGUCGCCGAUGCCACUUCGAGAUCCCUCAAACCCCUAGAACGAAGGGGCUCACUUCUAAGGAGAAAAGAGCGCUCGUAGCUGUCUUGCUUCCAGCUGUUCUGGAGCUUUCCAAAGGAGGUGCGCGCCGAAGGCGCGCCCCCGCUCUCCAGGAGAUCUCGAGAUCCGCUGCGCGCCGGCGCGCAGCGGAUCUCGAGAUUCCCAGGCAGCUCCAGAUCCGCUGCGUGCCGGCGCGUAGCGGAUCUCGAGAUCUUCUUGGAGAGCGGGGGCGCGCCUCCGGCGCGCAGCCGCUGUUCCCUUGGCUUUUUAUCUAUCAUGUUCAUGUCAUGAAAUCUAAGUUACUUCUCUGAGCUCUUCUUUCUUUAUGGCCGUUCUUAUUCAUGAACGACAGACCGCUAUCGAAUUCAAGUCCCAUUUUAAGCUGAACAACUGGAACUGCGCGAAGAACUCCCCUGCUUGGAUGGUCGCGCAUCUAAUUGCUUCAGACUGAAAGUAAGGGCGUAGUCGGGCGUCCCCACUAGAAGUUGACCCUUUGAAGUGAACUGUUUAAGGGCUUUCUUUUUUAUUAUUUCGUCUGCUCGCUUAUUUCAGUUUUUCGAGUAUGCAAAAGAGUGGAUGCCUAAAAUGGGCAGCUCACAAGUGGUAUCUCCUGUAGAUGGUGUGUGCACAUGGUUUGCAUGCACACGCGAUAUGCCAAAGCGCCUAAAGAACGACGCUUUUUGGGAUCUAUCAUCGAUAGGGAUUCCCGACUCCGAUCGAUACGAAAAGAAUCCGGCCUGCAUGCUCUAUCUGGCGCCGAAUGAUUAUCACUGGUAUCUAUUUUACUGCUUGCAUUAAAAGAAAAAGUUUUUAAACUGCUUCCCUGUUCCUCUACUCUCGGAGGACGCGCCUCGUAUUGUGCCACCAACCUCAACGCGAGGAGAAAUGGGCCGCGCGGUCUUCUCGUCUCGUUCUCCAUCGGUCGCCGUCUCUGUCUUCGCAGAGUUAUGAGCCCAAAGCGCGCAGGAGUUUGCUUGGGUUACGUUAACAAGAGCAGAGCCAGAACGAACAGGGACGCGAAGCAUUUCAUUUGCGCACUGGCGGCCGCGUAUCCCUCGCAGAGGAAGAUGGCGACCGAUCAAGCUGGAGCAGGAGGCGCAGCACCUGCGGCAGCUACGUGAAAGCAGGACAAGAAAAACAGGGAGAAACCGCCCGGGCCUGGCGAUCAGGAGGGGGGCCCGCCUCUGUCUUCUGCGCGCGGGGGCGGCGGCGGUCGGCUCGAAACCGGCGCGCUUGGUGAGUUCCGGCCUUUGAUAGGUGGCCCAGAGUGAGCUGCGGGCGUCAGCAACGCGUCUCCGCGAGGUCUUCGCGGAUCCGAUCCAGACCGGCCUUCGAUCAGGAACCUCCCCGAGGACGCGCGGGGCUUUCGUUGCUCAGGCGUUGGCUUCGUCGUCGGUACCGAAGACGCGGGAACAGACACCCGCGGGCAGCGGUGGCGUUCUUUCAGUGUCUCUCUGGGUGGCUGGUUUCGUCAUUAGCCUCCGUUGUGCGUCGCGUGUGUUGUUUCGUUUUAUCAGCUGCCUGCGUGAGGUGUGGCAUUAUCUUGGAAGCUGUCUGCAGUCUCACUCUGGCAGGCUGCUGGAAUCUUGCAAGGGCGGGCGCUCUCGCCAGAAAUCGCGGACACACAUCGGGCGCGCUUCUGAUCCACUCCCUCACUGCAAGACACCCGCAGGCAGCCUGCAGGCGUUAAAAGUUGGGGAAGGGUGGGGGGGGCUCGAUGUGUUUGCUUUGCAUCAGUGGGGCCCGCGGCGUCGUGCGUGGCUGAUCGGGCUCGCUUGGCUCUUAGGCGUAAGGAAAGCAUGCCAGCCAGGAAGCCCAAGCCGCCGCGAGGCGUUGCGGGUGCCCAGCCCAUUUUGUUGGCCAUCUGCCUGCGCAUGCUAAGCGCGUUGGGGUUGGGCAUCUGUCUAUCCGGCAGCAGUCGUGAAGGCAAAGGCGCGGGCCGCUCUCGGUCUGUGUGAGCUCUUUUUUUUUUUUCGUAGUUAUUCCUCAGCUUCUCUACAGGGAGGACUAGGGACGAUGCGGGGGGCGGGUUUGUUAGCAAGGCGGGCGCCGCCGCCGCGCAGGCGCAUGCACGCAGCGGGGGGCCUCGGGGUGUCUUUUGAAAGAAAGAGGAGAGGCAGAAAAGAAGCAGCGUCUGUGCAGGCAAUGGGCAGGGCUAGUUCGUUUUCUGGGCGCUGGAGUGAAAGUUUCCAGUUGGCUGCAGUGUUUUCGAUUACCAAACGCCGACCGUCCCUCCAGUAAGUGUUAUCCUUCAGCAAAUGCAUGCACAGCUGUGCAUGUUGCUGAUACUGGUUGCACUUUGGCGGCGAGUGUAUCACCGUAGUCGCGUGCUCAUUGGGGUGGCCGGACUGGUUGGGUGGGUUCUAGGCUUACUGCUUUUUAUGCUUGUACUAAGCUGCCUAUUGACUAACCUGAUCACUGGCGUUGGGUCUGUCAAUCUACGCCAGGCGCUAGGUGCUGGGUUUGGGGUGGUGGCGUGUUUGUAUGUUGCGGACUUAGCUUCGCUCACACUCCAGGACAAAGUCGGUUAUCUCUUGCUCGCUAAUGUCGUGGUCGCUGUCAGUGGCUUACUGCCGUCGUGCAGUGUUCAGGCGGCGCAUGUGCGUGGGAACUGCGUUCGUGUCUCAGGUUGGUGCCUCCUUUUUUUGCGUAGCCAUAAGCGCACGCUGAUGCCUAGAGAAGGAGUGGCUGUCCUUGCGAUAUGUGUGCGCUUUCUCUUUUCAGAGGCUCGAGGUCGCGGCUUGCUACGGGACUCUUGCCGCAGUUGAUGCCCUUACUUAGUGAAUCCGGUUGGGCUUAUUUCGUGGGUUGCUCUCGCGUUUUGUGCACGAGUUACAGGAUGGGCGCGCACUGUUAGGCUACUUGAGGCUUUUGCUCUCAGCGUUGAUCGAAUUCGUCCGCACUGAGUACAGUGGAGCGCGUAUCUGGGUUUCAGAUGUUCUCGAUGGCCUAGAACUAAGAAAGAGCGCGGAAGCCUGAAGAGCCGCUCACUCAUGGACGGAAAAUCCGAGACGGGGAAUUUCGUAACAAAACCAGCGCCCACUCGCCAGAAAGGUUGCGUGACAAUAUUUGCUGUUGAAGACUUGCAGACACGGCGACCGCGAUACUUGGUUCUGCGCACACAUUGGUUGCGUUAGCACGGAACCGCCAUGGUUCUGCGUUGGUCAGACUGCUCGACACCGAUCCGCGUUUUCCAGAUGUCAGCCGCGGCGUCGACGCACUUGGUGAGGGUAAUCGUCAACCACUUUGGAUCUUCUUCCGAGAUGAUUACUUCACGAUGUUGCAACUUUUCCGGAGAGGUGCCCACAGCCCGAAACUCGUCUCUGGCAAUGAAGUCCGUACUCGCUCCGAUGCGUUGAGUUACGACUUUGCGCGGUAUUUGUUGGAAGAUCGCGCUGCCCCGCUGUCGCGGGCCACGUCCUCCGAAGAAUCAACGCGCGGGCGAUUCAGGUCGCCUGCGUCUGCUUCGUUAAGCUCCAGAAGGAAAAGCCACGCGGAGACAAGGUGGCGUUUCCGGUGUCGAUCCCGACUGACAUGAAGCGCCUCAUCGGGUCCUUCAUGAACGAGCCGCGAGAUGCGGACAAGGAAGUCGCCAAUUUUGAUCAUGCUGGGGCUGCCGGUAGUACGAGCGACCAGCAACAACAAAAGAAAGACGCCCCAAGAAGAAGCAGGCGGCGCUUAGCGUCUCGUAGCGGUGUUCUUCUUCCAUCUCUCCCCUGGAUAUGUUUCACGCUUCGACUUUCUCGCGCGGGAGGUUGUAUGCCUGGCGCUCGCGGCCUUCGUUACAGGCGCAGAGUACAAAGCGGGGGGGGAGACUUGCCCAGCCCCGCAUAUUAUUGGCGCGCUGUCCAGUAGGUACGGACUGAAGACCGACGAUAUACGACGGGAAGCCGAGUUGCUUGGAGAGGAUUACCGGCAGCAGCCUUGGCUUAUUCAUGGGGCCCGUCUUGAAUGCGAUGGCUUACGCGGUUGGCUGGCAUGUGGAAGGAGACAAGUCGACUGGUGCGAUCAUGCAAAACGGACCUGGUGCGCCUUUCGCUGGUCACAACGCUCAGCACUGCCGGCGCUUGCUGCAGCAGAGCCGCAGCGACGUGAGCACGAACGACCAGGCUGCGGCGGCUGAGCUUGUCUGGUCAAGUGGGGGAGCUGCGUGCGGUCGCAGAUCGGGAGGCACUGCCCCAGACCUUUCCACAUGUGCCAACCCAUCAGCGACUAAUACCAUACCCAGGGACCCGCGUUUAUUUCAGAGCUUGAGUAAUACGAAUACGAUGGCCACGCCGUCUUCUUCUAGUCUUGGCUAUCGGGCCUUAACGCUCCGUGCGUAUCUAGCCGAAUCUGGUAGCGAGAAUCUCCCCGCGUGCGUGUUCGACGCCCCAGCUGGGUAUAACGAGGUCCGGGCCCAAGUGUCUAGUGUGCUUCAAGCAAGACGCCUCGGCGCUACAGCCGGCCCCGCCGCCGCUGAAAAAAAAGCAAUCGACAAGCUGGCCUUCAUCAAUGCGGGCUCGAAUAACGAUCGCGAGCAACGGCGUGCGGCGGCUUCCGCUUCUGCUUUGUUCGGGCGAGCGCUUCUGGCUGACGAAAAUUUGACACCCAAAGCGCUAGCCUGGGGGUGAGUUAGUAACUCUGACGUGGCUGGACUGCUAACAGGUGGGUGGGUCAUGGGUUACGUCGUGACUGUGACCAAUCAAACAAAAGAGCGACUGCCAAAGCUGCAACGAGUUGCGUUGCAGCAAGCUCUACCUUUCGUUGCUCGGGGCGAGCCUGUCUGGUUUUCGGCAGCAUAUACUUACACUUACACGGUUGGCUCGUGUUGUUUCACGAUUGUCCGGCCCCGCUUAUGCUGACAUAGGGGCGAACUACAUGGAAGGGGUGCUUUCUGUCUUUAAUCGUUCUAGUGUGGCCGCGUAUACCUGCGGGGGGGUAAGGGUUGCUCCCUCGCUUGGCGUUGUGCUUUGGUUGUGCAGUGCUGUGGCCCUUGCCUUGUGUGUUCUUUCGGUGGCCUUGGUUGUUGGGUAUUUGGCGUGCAGUGAUUGACCGUACCAGGUGCGUCAAGACUAGCGUGGUAGGCUUAAUUGAGAAUCGUCCUUGUCGUGCUUUGUCGUCUCAUCUCUCUAUUUUUUAGUGCGCCCUAGUCUUUAUCUUCUCACCUGUUCCGGUUUCAUCUGUCCCUCUCAGUUUCCAUGCGCCUGUGACUGGCAGAGUAGUGCACUGCGAAAUGUUUCCGGAUUUUUGGAGUGGAACGGUGAAAAGCGAUAUCUGGGGAUCCGUGAACAUCCUGGCGCAGCAUCGACGGGUUGUUGUUGUAUUCGAGGUACGUAGUCCCACCGCCUCAUCUGCUAGUGGAUCCAGAUCGUCUCUUAUGCUGAGCCCAAGAGCGUCCCAUUCUCGCCGGAGAUUAGGUUCUAGGAAAACCGAAACGGGCUCACGACAAUCAGUGCAAACUGUUAUGGACAAUAAAUGAUUAGAAAGUUGAAGUUCAUCUUCAUGAUGCGUUUAGGACAAGUGCUGGCGUUUUGGACAAGUCUGACGAGUAAUUUGAUCAUAAAACGUCGUAGAUAACGUAGACGACCGUUGACUUUUGCAGAAGUUAGGUUCUGUUGGAUACUUGUAAGGAGUACUUCAUUUUCGCAGUUCUAAAAAUCUAUGCUCAACCGACGAUCAAGAGGAAGCAGCAAAAAAUGCAGAGGAAGCCGUGGCGGACGAUGGUGAGUCCGCAACGGAGACGCCGUUGCCAUCAGCGUCACCCAGUGGAUCAUCUGUGAUCUCCGAUGAAACAGCUACGCAAUCAUGCGAAGGAUCACCUGCACGCGACUGUCGCACAGCAAGCGUAUCUGCAGCUGCUGUCCUCUUUCCUUCUGCUCGAGGACGGGCAGAUGGAGAAGCCCCGGAGACGAUAGGACCUGAUCCUGGCGAGGAGAAAAUAAUAAGAUCUAGUAGUGUUUCGCCCGAGACAGAGAAUGCAGGAAGAGAAAAAGAAGACCGUCACAAGGUCCACAGCGAGGAGGCCAACAGAAGCUCACUGAAAGCGAGAGGGCCUACAACAUCGACAGUGAGCAGCAGUAGUCGAGCUUCGAUGAGGCGCGCGCGUAGUUUUAGUACGCCGACGGCAAAAGGAGCUCUGGAAAAUACCUUUGCGGGAGAGCUGUCGCCAGAAAGCGACCGACAGGCACGCGGCAUGCCGACACGCGAAUAUGUUAUGGCCUUCAUAGUUCUAGUCAUUCGUCAUGUUCUGGCACCUCAUUGCGCGCGCUCUGUCAGCGAUUCCUGUGAAUAGAAAGAGUUAGUUGGUGAUGAUCUUGAGAUCUAGCUAAACCAGCAUCACAGUACUCAAAUAUUCCAUGAUUAUGAUGGAGGGAACCCUACAAAGGAUGAAACGCUUACCUCUCAUAUCUGUCGCGAUGGUGAUCGUCGGCGGCAUCACUGUAGACAGCAUACGCAUGGAUAUCCCCUGUAAGAAAGCUGCGGUAGAUCGGUAUGGGAAAAGACGGCAUCAAGCAGAUGAAGACGAGGAUUGGCUGCAUACAUGUGGCUCAGACAUAGACCCGACGGCUAGUGGUACUUUUGAAGUGUCGAGAUAUCUAGUGCGGUUUUUCAAAGGCGGUUAGUAGUUGGGUGGCGACACAUGUCGCUGUCGGGUAUGUAAGUACCCCGCUGACAAACCGCGCCGCAGCUUUUCCGCUGUGCGGUGUCUGCCGGGGUGUGGCCCGGGUGUUCGGCAAAUCCGUAAGUGAGAAGCAUGGCCCCCCUGUCUUCCGGUGCUGCUGAGGAUUGUCGAAACGAACGCCCACCCGGCCGGAGGCCACCCGCCGCGGGGGCGCGCCUAGGGCGUGACACCUGCAGAGACCCGGCUCCAGCGCCGCCCAAACGUUGCCAGAGCGGUGAUGGGCCGAGCUGCAGUCUAAUGCCAAAACUUCGCGCCUGCUGGUCGUUGUCUGAAUAGGGAUGAGCUCCAAAGAGGAAGAGGGAGCGCGGCCGCGGGCCAGGGGCUCCCGCGGGGUGCAUUCGGGGAGAAUCCGACUCAGCUGCCGCGGGCUCCAGAGGCUAGCGUUGCAGCGGUCCUCGGCUUUGCGGGUGCGAUUGUCUCCAGGCUGGGACAGGUCUGAAGACUGCGUGCUAAUAGCUGCUGCGUGCAUAUGCUUACGACAGUCGGCCUCGCUUCUCUUGCUUGAUAGCAUGGCGCUGACGCUGAUGGAUGGCAUUAAAGCCACUAAAGCUACUGGCGGUGGACUUUCGGAGGGCGCCGCGGCGCAGGGUGAGGCUGAGGGGGCUCGCCUUGCUUUCGAUCGCCUUCCCGAUGAAAAACGUGCAGCGCAAUGGCGUGCGAGCUUCUUGCUGAAUGAAAUUUGGGGGGGGACCGCUUGGGGCCCCACCUUGAUGGGGAGACGUUCCGCGGGAAAUGGGCUGAGUGCAAAGCAGGAGGCAGGGCACCAGGGUGGACUCCUUGCGCCGGUGUCUCUUACUGCGGGCUUCGAGGUGGCGAGAGAGCUCCUGCGAGACAAGGCGUGGACGAGUGAGUGGCCCACAAAGGGCCCGCUCUGGCGUCGGCGUGGAUGGGUGCGCCACUGUCUUCGGCUCCGUUCAUUCUGUCUGUUGCCAAAAUACUCGAGACCCGUCGCCGAAGGAAAGGAAGAGGCCAGCCAAGCCCUGAGGUGGUUCAGACGGGGACGGAGAUCCCAUGAAUCUGGAAGGGCGGCAGGAGCGUAGACGAAGGCGCUUGGCAAGGCGGGCGCGGAGAUUGAGGAGGCUGAGGGACGAAGGAGGCGCUGCCCGGUCACUUCUGCAGGUGCUGGCGAUGGCCUCGCAUUCAGGGGCGUGCCAUAUCUCCAGCCUGAAGGACUGCCCGGCAUGACUGCCGCAGAACUCCAGCAACGUCGUGGAAGGGUGGAGGGGGAUGCUGUUCUCUUGGUGGCCCCGCGCGGGAAGAUGGGCGCUUGGUCUUUUGGCGCCGCUGCAGCUGUCAGCCUGGUGGGCUCUCUGAGGUUUGGUAAGGUGAGGGCCUUGGUGCUGUCUUUCGUCUUGGAGUGUUGAAACCUUGCGCGCCGCAUGUUAGCGCCCGCGGCCGCGCUGGGCGUAUAAUUAUGGCUGACUGAUGGAAUUCGGGGGACUAGAGCUAAACUCCGGGAGAGCGUCCUCGCUCCCGGUGUGUCUUAUGUGGGUUGUGUAACUCAUUUUGCGCCUGCCCCUUCAGGGCCAAUUAAUUUAUUAUCUCAAGGGCGGCCCGAGGGCUGCCUGACGUUGAGGCAGGGACGCAAGCUAAGCGCAAGGAGUUAUCACCUCACCGGACCUACCUCUACAGGCGCAGUAGACGAGCUUUCGAGCGACGAAACUACUGACGAGGAUGAGUCGCCUUCCCAGGACGGAGUUGGGCCCAAGCAAGUCAGCGGCUCCGCUUCUUCUCUACUGUCGCCGAGUAAACGACGUAGACAGCAGCAGCCUUACGUCCGAAAAGGAGACAAAAUAGGCUGUUUUGCUCGUGGGGGAUCGCUUGUAGCGAUGUUCUUCUCUCGACCUGUCCAGCUACAGUCGCAUAUCGCAGCUACGCGAAAACAAUUCAAUAAUAUUGACUUUAAGUUGAAUUUCGGGGAGAGCCUCGGGACCAUGGUUGUGUAGCAAUAUGUGCGGAGAUGAUUGGAUUUGGAAUGGUCCCCACAAACCUUCGGAAAUUGUCUGCAAGGCGUCGGCAAAAAUUGUCUUCGUGUGCAACUGGCAGAUUUAAUAUUUGAUUUUUCGUAGAUAAAACGUAGCAGCAAUAGCUUUAAGACUUUAGAUUUACUAGCCAUUGACUCAUAGUCUUCCGCAUUGACGAAUUCAUGCGACGGGAAUAAAUUCCUCUUCUUUUCCGGUAUCAUUUGCUCUCUCGGUAUUCAUUUGUUCUCUCGCGCCACGAGCCGAAGAAGAUGUUUGAGAAUACAGUCUAAUGAAUUACAUCUGCUUGUUGGACGGAUCCACAGAUUGAAGUAGCGACAGGGAGC